AUGGUAGCUUUGAAAAAGAUUCAGGUUUUCGAAAUGGUGGAUCAGAAGGCACGACAGGAUUGCUUGAAGGAGAUAGACCUCCUUAAACAGUUGAACCAUGUAAAUGUCAUCAGGUACUAUGCAAGCUUCAUCGACAACAAUCAACUCAACAUUGUUUUGGAGCUGGCAGAAGCGGGAGAUAUGAGUAGGAUGAUUAAGCAUUUUAAAAAGCAUGGUAGAUUGAUACCUGAACGAACAAUAUGGAAGUACUUCGUUCAACUAGCUCGGGCAAUUGCUCACAUGCAUUCGAAGCGGAUUAUGCACAGAGAUAUUAAGCCAGCCAACGUGUUCAUCACCUCUGAAGGAGUAUCUCCUGAGCGAAUUCAAGAGUCAGGAUACAAUUUUAAGUCAGAUCUGUGGUCAACGGGUUGUCUAUUAUAUGAAAUGGCUGCUCUGCAGUCUCCCUUCUAUGGUGACAAAAUGAAUUUUGACCAGCUAGAAAUUAACCUAAAUCCAACAAAACUCCGUGAUCUCGUAUCCCAUUGCAUCUCAUCCGAUCCGUCGCAACGUCCUGAAACGUCCGAAGUAUUGGAGAUUGCUGAAAAAAUGAACUGUUACUUCCAGCAGUUGCCUACGCAAACGGCUGCGAGCAAAUAA
Messenger RNA from Strongylus vulgaris, 636 nucleotides. The record is from the annotation of a GenBank genome assembly. NCBI's taxonomy places the organism in Eukaryota, Metazoa, Nematoda, Chromadorea, Rhabditida, Strongylidae.